Molecule: messenger RNA, 2408 nt
Organism: Lytechinus pictus (painted urchin)
Lineage: Eukaryota; Metazoa; Echinodermata; Echinoidea; Temnopleuroida; Toxopneustidae
Exons: 13
Coding region: 40-1488 (482 amino acids)
Biological process (GO): lipid metabolic process
Molecular function (GO): phosphoric diester hydrolase activity
Source: RefSeq, a predicted model, not a curated record
ACAGUAUUCAAUCAGUUUGACGAUUCGAAUUAUCUUAACAUGGCGCAGGUUCCAGUUGAAAAGAAUUUUCUCGGAUUUUUCAUUAUUUUGCAGGUUAUUUUGGGCUAUCAUACAGCUUCAAGUGCAGAUUGCCAAGGAUUAAGCUCAGAAGUAACAUGUACGUGUGAUGAUUUUGGUCACUGUGAGAGAGGAACAAUACAAGUAGACCCAUGGCUGCAAAAUACACUCAGGACACAGAUGGAUGUACAGCUCGAUGUACCGUUCAACCAUGCCCAGUUAUUAGACGCACAUAAUGCUUAUAAUACCAGACCGUAUGGAUUUUUAUACGGGGCAAACGAUACAUGUUUGUGGCCGCCCCCAUACGACCCAAGUCUUUGCAUCGGGAUUGCUAACCAGGAGUUCAGUUUGACGGACCUUCUCAACAUGGGAAUCAGGGGGAUUGAACUCGAUAACUGGUUUUGCGAAGAUGAGAUGCGUAUAGCUCAUCUUGGGACCGACAUUGCUACGUUAUGUAACAGACGUCACGUGGUAUUUUCUGAACCCGUUGCCGAGAUUGGGGCGUGGCUAGACGAUCACGAAGGAGAAUUCAUCAGAAUCUACAUGAAUGAAAAGUUUGACCAGGGUAAUGAUGCAGAAGUAAACGGGCCCUUCGAACGUUACCUUGGUGAUCGAGUAUUAACACCGGCCAACCUAAAAAACGACUACAACAACGAGUGGCCCACACUAAGGACCAUGCGAGAAGAUGGUAAGAGUGUAGUGAUUGCCCAUAUUGCCACGGCGGGAACUGGUGAUUAUUACCUUCACCAAGGAAAGUUUAUCCAUCCCGGUUUCUGGAAGGAUAAAAAACGAAAUGAGUUCUCUAAUUAUCCACAAUGUGGAGGUAAGAACGCAACGAAUGCUCUUCGUUUCUACAGUGACAGUACUCAUUAUUUAUUCGAUAACGAAUACAUUGAUGGUCCGACACGCGUCGGGAUCAUCGAUGACUUUAGUGAGUUUAUUAAGUGUGGGAUCCAGUUUCCCGCCGGUGAUCAGGUCCAUCCUCAGCUGAUGGAGACGGCAGCCUAUACAUGGGCUAAAGGAGAACCGGCGACGCCGAUCACCGAUUCGUCGUCGUGUAUCAUGCUCAGUGGCACUGAUAGUCGUUGGUACAAACCGACAGACUGCAAUCAAGAACUCUACUACGCAUGUCAGAAUGUCAUUGAUACAGAAGACUGGACAUUGAGUGUAUCCGUCGGGAGUUAUGACGUAAACACACAAGCAUGCCCAAAUGGAUACAGAUUCGCGUUACCUCAAAAUGGAUUCCAACAUCAAAAGAUGUUGGAAGCUAUUGAUGGUGCUGACGUUUGGCUCAACGUUGCUCCUCUUCUCAAUGACUACCAGCCACCGUUACUGCCUACCAUAGCACCAACGGAGGGUGGAGCUCAGGCAGUCACUGCCGUCAUAUCCGUGUUCGUCCUCGCUGCAGCCUCUGCCCUUUUCAUUCUAUAGAAUCCAGUCGUGAUUACUCGAGGGUGUUGAGAUUUUUUUUUACAUGGACAUCUGUUGGUUUCAAUAUUCAGUAAUUUUGUCAAUUGCUGUCAUUUUUUUUGGUUUUAUUGAGGGAGAAGAGAAGAGCUACCAAUAUUCGGGGGGGGGGGGGCGGCGCCACAUGGUAGGGGCAAGAACCUGGCCGUGGAUGAUUAUCCAUUGUUACCAGGGGUGCUGUAACAAUGCUCAGCACCCCAGGUGACAAUAUAAUAAUCAUCCAUUUCCAGGCCCCUGAGUUGGGCAACUGCCCCUAUGGGAGAGGGAAAAGGAAUGUAAAAAGUGAAGAAUUGGUUGUAUACCAUUCCAUACUACCCGUAUAAUAAUUCAUGUGAGAAAAAUGACGUCAUUCUUUCAGAAUUGGUUUCCUAUGUCACUGGUUGAAUAAUUUGUAUUGGCAAUUUUUAAGUAUGGUUGAAGUAUUUAUCAGUUUAUCAUUCCUAUAUAUCUUUUAACAAAGCAGAGAAACAGGCCGGCAUUACACGACUUGUACUCUAAUUCUAUGAGUGUCUGAAAACAAGUAUUCAACCUCUUUGAAGAUAUCGUGAAGCCUUAAAUUGUAUUUUUUUUAAGGAAAAGGCACAUUCCAUAUACACUCUUAUUUCUGCAGUCAAAUUUGACUUGGACUACAGCCAGCUGAGUCAAUUCUAUACCGAAUCAAAAUGACUUAGAUUCCGAAUUUGACUCGGUAUAAUGUAGCAUCAGCUGAAAAAUUACUCAACUCAAAGUCACAGUAACUCGGAAAUGAGGAAGCAAGUCACUUGGACUUGAAUAGAGUCGAAUCCCAGCUAGCACAAUAUCCGAGUUAAAUUUGACUCCAACUAUACACUGUACAUGUAUAAGAUUAAGAACAUUUAAUAAAAGUGAUCAAUGAGAGACAUCCA